AUGAGUUUCCCAGCCACAUCCGGCGGCGCUGCCGCGCUGUUCUCCGGGCCCCGCGGCAUAGGCCUCUCCAACACCGUUCACUCUGAGCUCGCCGCCUGCCUCCCGCUGCCGUCGCUCCCGGUCUUCUGCGGCGACUCCGAUCAGGACCUCCGCCUCGUCGACUCGCCAGCGCGGCUCAACCGUGUUGACGUGCUCGCGCAGUCCGGCAAGAUCGCCGAGCUGCUCCGGCACACCGAUGUGUCGUACUUGAAUUUAAGAGAUGAAGCCAAAGGUGUUCCUUAUAUAUAUGUUGAGCCAUUGGAACUCCAUGAUGAAGUUCUCAGGUGCAAUCCUGAAGCAUUUGAAUACAGCACUGCAGGUCCUGUUAAGGAGCAGAUCUCUGGUAGUGUAUUACCUGAAAAGAGGCAAUCUGAAUCAAAUUUUCCUAUCCUCAGUCAGACUCAGAAAGACUAUAAUGCAGCACAUACUCGCCAGCAUGAUAACUUUUCCACAAAUGAUAUUUCCACAUUGUCUUCCAAAAAAUCAAAAGUAAAAAAAAAAGGUGGCGAUGGAAUAGCUAUAGCACCUGAUUCUUCCGAGCUUCAAGGUUGGUGCAUGCUUGAUUUAUGCAACAAAUCUGAAUUUAAUAGUGAUGAUCGAGAUGAAGCAGAAUGGUUGUCACUGCCUCUUUCAAAUCUUAGAUUGCUUGUCAAUGAAAUAACAUCUAUUCGUGAAAAGAAACUUCUGCAUUUGGUUCCUGUAGAAGUCCUUGUUAGACUAUUAAAAGUUUUAGAUCAUCAGAUACACAGAGCAGAGGGCCUGUCUAUUGAGGAAUGUGAUAAUUCAGAUUCAGAAAUAGUUUCAUCUGUUUUAAUUGCCUUGGAGUCCAUUCAUUCUGCAUUAGCAGUGAUGGCUUAUGCUGAUAUGCCAAAGCAACUUUAUAAAGAAGAGAUAAUUGAGAGAAUUCUGGAGUUUUCCAGGCGUCAGAUAAUGGAUGUUAUGUGUGCAUGUGAUCCAUCAUAUCGUGCCUUACAUAGACCUAGUGAAACCACUGCAUUUGAAGAUGAUUAUGAAGAAAAUGAUGCUGAAUUUGGUUCAGCCAGCAAGAAAAGACGAACUAGCAAGACUUCAAAGUUGAAGAAAUCAGCAUCAAGCAGGCUCUCUACUGCUGUGAAUACUAUUCUUCAGAAGUUGUGCACUGUUCUUGGGCUACUCAAAGAUUUAUUGUUAAUAGAGAGGUUAUCAGAUAGUUGCAUUCUACAACUUGUAAAAACAGGCAUUACAACAUUUAUGGUUGAUAAUAUCCAGCUUUUGCAAUUGAAGGCAAUCAGUUUACUCAGUGCGAUAUUCUAUUUAUACACACAACAUCGCACUUAUGUAAUAGAUGAAAUGGUUCAGCUUCUAUGGAAAUUACCAUAUUCCAAACGAGCUUUAAGGUCAUAUCAUGUACGUGAGGAAGAGCCAAGGCAGAUCCAAAUGGUUACUGCUUUGCUGAUUCAGUUGAUUCAUUGUAGUGCGAACCUUCCUGAUGCUUUAAGAAAAGCAUCAAAUGGUAAUUCUGUAUUGGAAGCCUCUGUUGAUGCUAGUUCUCCAAUUAAAUCCCACGAGGCAGUGACAGAAGCCUGCUGUCUAUUUUGGAGUCGCGUACUUCAGCGGUUUGCAAGUGUGAAGACUCAGGAUGCUUCUGAGCUGAAAUCCGUCAUAGAGAAUCUUGUUACAGAUUUACUGACAACUCUAAAUUUACCUGAAUAUCCUGCUUCAGCUCCUAUUCUUGAGGUUCUAUGUGUCCUACUUCUCCAGAACGCUGGGCCUAAAUCUAAGGAUGUCUCUGCACGUUCCAUGGCAAUUGAUAUUCUUGGUACCAUUGCUGCAAGGUUGAAGCGUGAUUCUUUGGUUUGUAGCCUGGAGAAGUUCUGGAUACUUCAGGAUUUCCUUAGUCCGGAUGCUCAGGCUGAGCAUCAAGCAAAAGAUGUAUGUUGUGUCUGUUCUGGGGGAAGGGUAGAAAACCUGUUUAUAUGUCAUGGAUGCCAGAGGCUUUUCCAUGCUGAUUGCCUGGGCAUUAAAGAACAUGAAGUUUCCAGUCGAAACUGGUCCUGCCAGACAUGCAUCUGUCAUAAGCAACUAUUGGUAUUACAAUCAUGUUGCAAUUCCCAGCACAAAAGUGAUGUGAAAAAGAAUUUCAAUACGUCAAAAGAUUCUGAAGUUUCUAAGCAUGAGAUUGUUCAACAGUUACUUUUGAAUUACCUUCAAGAUGUCACCUCUGCUGAUGAUCUGCAUCUUUUCAUUUGCUGGUUUUAUCUCUGCUUGUGGUACAAAGAUGAUUCAAAUUGUCAGCAGAAGUCAAUUUAUUAUCUUGCUAGAAUGAAAUCAAAAAUCAUAGUACGGGAUUCUGGCUCUGUUUCUUCUGUGUUGGCAAGGGAUUCUAUCAAGAAGAUUACUUUAGCUUUGGGCCAAAACAGUUCAUUUUGCCGAGGGUUUGAUAAGAUUCUUCACACACUUCUGGCAAGCUUGAGGGAGAACUCUCCAGUUAUUAGGGCUAAGGCUUUAAAAGCUGUUAGUAUCAUUGUAGAGGCUGAUCCAGAGGUAUUGGGUGAUAAGAGAGUACAAUCAGCUGUUGAAGGAAGGUUUUGUGAUUCUGCAAUAUCUGUUAGAGAAGCAGCAUUGGAACUUGUUGGUAGGCAUAUUGCUUCACAUCCAGAUGUGGGUUUUAAGUAUUUUGAGAAGAUUGCAGAGAGAAUAAAAGAUACUGGCGUAAGUGUUCGAAAACGAGCAAUAAAAAUCAUUCGAGAUAUGUGCACUUCCAAUGCCAACUUCUCUGGAUUUACAAGAGCUUGCAUUGAGAUAAUUUCACGUGUUAGUGAUGAUGAAGCAAGCAUUCAGGACCUCGUGUGCAAAACUUUCAGUGAAUUCUGGUUUGAGGAGCCUCAAACGUCACAAACUCAGAUCUUUGGGGAUGGUAGUACUGUUCCACUUGAGAUAGUUAAGAAAACAGAGCAAAUUGUUCAAAUGUUGAGAGGAAUGCCCAAUAACCAACUUCUUGUAACUGUGAUAAAGCGCAAUUUGUCACUUGAUUUUUUGCCACAAUCUGCAAAAGCCACAGGGGUCAAUCCAGUGUCUCUUGCAACAGUUCGUAAGCGAUGUGAGUUAAUGUGCAAAUGCUUGCUGGAGAAGAUGCUACAGGUUGAGGAAAUGAACAGUGAUGAAGUUGAAGUGCGUGCACUUCCAUAUGUGUUGCUCUUGCAUGCAUUUUGUCUUGUGGACCCAACUCUCUGUGCACCAGCUUCAAACCCUUCCCAAUUUGUUGUUACUUUGCAGCCAUAUCUGAAGACUCAGGUAAGGUAUGAGGUUGAGAUGUAUAUUGCAUCUGAUAAAAUCCCAUACUCAAAUCCAACAUCAAUGGAAAGUAAAUCUGAAAACGACAAAAAUGCACCAUAUCUUUCUCAGGUUGAUAAUCGGAUGGUUGCACAGCUGCUUGAGAGUAUACUAUUCAUAAUUGAUGCUGUGCUGCCCAUGCUUGGCAAGUUACCUCCAAUUAUUGUUGGGGAACUUGAGCAAGAUUUGAAGCAGAUGAUUGUUCGGCAUUCUUUCUUGACCGUUGUCCAUGCCUGUAUCAAGUGCCUCUGCUCUGUGAGUAAGAUGGCUGGAAAAGGGGCUGGUGUAGUUGAACAACUUGUUCAGUUCUUCUUCAAAUGUUUGGAUACUCAGGCUGUUGAUAACAAGCAGAAAGUUGGACGAUCCCUCUUCUGUCUUGGGUUACUUAUCCGAUAUGGUAAUCGAUUGUUAGCAAGCUCCAGUAAUAAACUUAUUGAUGUUGGAAGCAGUCUCAGGUUGUUUAUUAAGUAUCUCUCUGCGGAGGAUUUUGUUGUCAAAGUUAGAUCUUUGCAGGCACUGGGGUUUGUUCUAAUUGCUAGGCCCGAAUAUAUGUUGGAAAAUGAUGUUGGAAAAAUACUGGAGGAAACAUUAUCCUCUGCUACUGAUACUCGCCUUAAGAUUCAAGGAUUACAAAACAUUUAUGAGUAUCUUCUAGAUGCUGAAAGCCAAAUGGGAAAGGAUAAAGAUGAUGAUAACGUUGCUGGUUACACAGUUGGAGCUGGGCAGAGUGUACCUGUUGCUGCUGGUGCUGGUGAUACAAACAUAUGUGGGGGUAUAGUUCAGUUGUACUGGGAGAGUAUUUUGGGUAGAUGUUUGGAUUUCAGUGAACAAGUUCGUCAAUCAGCCCUGAAGAUUGUUGAAGUUGUGCUGCGUCAAGGUCUUGUUCAUCCAAUCACCUGUGUUCCGUACCUAAUUGCACUUGAAACAGAUCCUCUGGAGUCAAAUUCGAAGUUGGCUCAUCAUCUUCUGAUGAACAUGAACGAAAAGUAUCCUGCAUUUUUUGAAAGCCGCUUGGGUGAUGGGCUUCAAAUGUCAUUUAUGUUUAUGCAAUCUAUUUGUGGUGGUUCUGAAAAUGUUGAUUCUAAGAUCCAAUCUAAGAUCCCUAUUUCUGGAAAAGGGAAGCCUGAGGCUGCCCCACUUACUCAAGCUAAACUUGGGGUUUCUCGAAUAUACAAACUCAUACGAGGGAACCGGAUAUCAAGGAACAAAUUUUUGUCCUCAAUUGUGCGGAAAUUUGAUAAUCCAAGAUGGAAUAAAUUAGUAAUUGCUUUCUUAACAUACUGCACGGAAGUCCUAGCAUUACUGCCAUUUAUUUCACCCGAUGAGCCCCUUUAUUUAAUCUACGCUAUCAAUCGAAUAGUUCAAGUAAGGGUCGGACCACUAGAAGCGAAUUUCAAAGCCUGGAGUUCAAGCAUUUCGCGUCACAGUACACCUCAUGGGAAUGGAGUGUAUCAACAGGGACCAGAUGAGUCUACUGUUACAACACAAGUAAUGUCAGUGGAUUUGAAUGGAUCAUUUCAGCAAAAUGUAGAUGCUCAGCUCAAUUCCAAUGAGAUGAGAUCCCUGGAUUUAAAUGGAUCGAAUCAUCAACAGCUAGAUUAUUCUUUAUCAUAUAAUAAGGGUAGUUCAGAAGCAAAGCUGCAUGCUGCGGGUUACACAGAUUACUUUUCCUUCUCAAAAGAUGAUCUAGAGAAAGUUCAGGUCGACUGUUUAUCAGCAAUUGCGUUGCAGCUUCUUUUAAAGCUUAAGAGACACCUAAAAAUCAUGUAUAGUCUUGACGAUGCCCGUUGUCAGGCAUAUUCUCCUACUGAACUACCAAAACCUGGAGAGGUUAUCUCUAGACAGAAUAUAGCUUUUAGUAUUGGUGAAUCUCAAUUCAGUUUGCCUACGAGUCCACAAGAAUUGGUACAAAGAUAUCAGGAAUUUAAACAUGCUUUGAGGGAAGACACCGUUGAUUAUUCACACUACACUGCAAAUAUAAAACGCAAGAGACCUACAACUACUCCGAGGAAAGUUCAAGCUCGGAAACCUGUACAUGUGUCAGGUGGGAACUACUACGACGAAGAUGACGAUGAGGAUUAUAGUGGUGGAAGUGCGAUGCGCAAGAUAAGUUUUAGCGGCGGCCGAAGGAGUAGCCUUAGAAGCUCUAGGCAAUAUUGA
Sphenostylis stenocarpa is the source of this 5511-nucleotide messenger RNA. NCBI's taxonomy places the organism in Eukaryota, Viridiplantae, Streptophyta, Magnoliopsida, Fabales, Fabaceae. The record is from the annotation of a GenBank genome assembly.